Messenger RNA from Cryptococcus amylolentus CBS 6039, 1034 nucleotides. RefSeq lists its product as hypothetical. The transcript has a single exon. The record is from RefSeq and is a predicted model, not a curated record. NCBI's taxonomy places the organism in Eukaryota, Fungi, Basidiomycota, Tremellomycetes, Tremellales, Cryptococcaceae. The coding region runs from base 416 to 940 and encodes 174 amino acids.
CACCGUCGCCAUUCUCCGUACUCCUCGGUAGUUCAUAGAUCAUCGUAUCCGCCAGCCCAGGCUCAAAGUCGUCGGGCCACGCGUUGUGUAGCGUCAAGGACGUCUUCUCAUCCACCUCGGAAUUGACAGCAAAGAAUAGUCGCUCUCGAAGCAACCUUGUGAUGUACGCCCUCGGCUUUCUUUCCUCAAACUCAUUGAAAGUUCCCCAUUCGGCUGCCUCCUCGUACUCGCGAUCCAAAUUGUAGAAUGCGUCGGUGAAGCUCAGACAGAGAUGCUUGAGCGCCGGCCCGAAGCACUUGUACUGCAUGGGCCGACAACUCAAAUUGACCUUUUUCCCUAAUGAGAGAUGGGUGACGGAGAAGAAUAGGGGGUCUGAGAUCCAGGUAUAAUCGAAGGCCUCGUCGUUACAGACGACAUGUCCCCGAGGCCAGGCAGUGACAACGUUUCGGACCGAAUGAUUGCCCGCUCGCAGUCCAUCAAAGGCCUCCCAUCCAUCGAUGUAGAGCCUGCGGCAUUGUCGUAUGAGGAGGACUUUUCGAAUGGCGGGAUGAAGAUGGAAGGGGAUGUAGAAUUCAUACUCGUAUUUUGGGUACGGGAUAUCAGAGUCGGAUGGGAUGUGGGAUGGUCAUUCCAACUCUCGCUUGGGAUGCGAGUAUGUCUCCAUUUCCCGUGCGAGUGCCUUUGCAGAAACCUCGCAUCGAAGGUUAGGAGGACACGGGGACUGAGACUGGCAUACAUGAACGUCCCCGGCCUUCCAUAUUCCGUCGAAGAACGCCUUGUGAUUCUGAGCAUUGAGCUCGACAGCUUCGUACAGCCUCCAAGCAUUCUCGGAAUAGAUUUCUUUGGAGAGCGUGAUGAGGUUGAGGAACUGGCUUCUACUCUCGAGGGGGUCCUGGGCGAGAUAGCAGGCGUAGAUGAGAGAGAUGACUUCGGUGGGUAAAGGCGAGAGAGUGGUGAGUUCGGAGUGGAGCGGGGGGGCCUUCAAGGGCGAGGUGGACAUUGAGGGAUUCUGGGAUAUGUAUAUGUAGUGCGAG